AUCUAAGCAUCUGUUUCUCUUUAUCAAUAUUUACAUACGCACCAUUUUUACUCUCUUUAUAAUCUCUAUUUUCUUCCAUGAAUUCGUGGAACAAAUUUCAAUAGUUUUAUUCAUUUAAAAAGAUAAAUUCUUAGUGUAAUUGAUAAAAGACAAAAUGGUGUUGACGAACGAUGUUGUUUUGCCGGAAGACUCGGAACUGACCGUGGAGGAAGUUAAUUUAUCAACAGCCACUUUGAGAGCUGGCUCUUUCCAUUUGGGAAAAUAUUGUGAAAAAGCAAAUAAUGAAUUUAUGCUCUGUCGUAUUGAAGAGCAAGAUCCCCGUAAGUGUAUCAAUGAAGGGAAAGUUGUCACAGCCUGCACCCUGGAUUUCUUCCGGAAGGUUAAAAAGGCGUGCCUUGCUGAAUUUAACCAAUAUGCCAAUUGCAUUGACAAGAGCUCUGGGGACUUCGGCUUACAACAUUGCCGUAAAACUCAAGGUGUAUUCGAUAAAUGUAUGCUUGAAAAUUUAAAUCUGGAACGCCCUCCAUUCGGUUACUUCUGUGAGGCGAGAGUUCACGACACUAAAAGACCUAAGCCCGCAGUUGAAGAGAGGGCUGUCUAUCCUGAUGCAACACCGGCUCUGCCUGAUGAUGUUGAGAAGAAACCCGCGCGAUUCGGUUCCCGAUUGUACUGGCUGACCGAAUAAUUGCAAAAUUUUAGUCACGCGAGUGAGACAGCAUACUAGAAUAAGCGAUGCUCAGAAUCGCUCUAUAAAAAUAAAGUAAAAUAACACCCGAAAAGUUUUUAAGUCGUUUUACUUUUUUGCUUUAAAUCAUAUAAUCAAGAAAUAAACCAUGUUUCUUUGAAGGUAUUUAAAUUUUAAAUAAAACUGCUGUUGAACUUUUUAUCCAUGUUAGCAAUUUAAAUAAUUUGUAGUAUAAUAAAAUGUUGGCAAUA
Nymphalis io (European peacock) is the source of this 936-nucleotide messenger RNA. RefSeq names its product NADH dehydrogenase [ubiquinone] 1 alpha subcomplex subunit 8 (gene ND-19). The record is from RefSeq and is a predicted model, not a curated record. NCBI's taxonomy places the organism in Eukaryota, Metazoa, Arthropoda, Insecta, Lepidoptera, Nymphalidae. The transcript is spliced from 4 exons. Bases 155 to 685 code for a protein of 176 amino acids. Gene Ontology annotation, biological process: mitochondrial electron transport, NADH to ubiquinone.